CAUGAAGUCUCGUGUCGUAUCUCUUGAAAGUUCAGUUCUCUUCCCUCUCGGACUCUCUGCAACUGAAAUUCAAAGCUCUCGACGGUGAACUUCAUUUGAAAAACUUCACAUCCAGAUUAUUUCUGGGCCAAAUGCUUCAGCCUCAGUGUUCUAAAUCUCUUUCUACCUGUCUUUUCAGAAUCAUCCUCCGCCGACAAUCUCUCCUACAACAACUUCGUGCAAAAUCUAGUCGUCGAUACAACCCCCAAGACGACGACGACGACGGCGAUAAAGUUCGGAAGAAACAUGAAAAUCAAGAAGGUUAUAUCCAUUUUUACAAAAGUAUGGGCCAACAUAUUCUUACAAACCCACGAGUUCUCCACUCCAUUGUCCAAAAAUCUGAUGUAAGACCCACAGACACGGUCUUAGAAAUCGGCCCCGGCACCGGAAAUCUCACUCUGAAGCUUCUUGAAAAGGCGGAAAAGGUAAUUGCUGUCGAAAUUGACAAGCGGAUGGUUGAUGUUCUCCAUCAGCGUGCUGCCGAGCAAGGACUUGCUGAUAAACUAACUGUUAUAUCCAAGGAUGCAUUGAAAACCGAGUUCCCACAGUUUGACCUUGUUGUGGCAAACAUUCCAUAUGGAAUAUCUUCUCCUCUGGUUGCUAAGUUGGUAUUCGGGGUUAACCCGUUUAGGAGCGCGACCCUUUUGCUUCAAAAAGAGUUCGCAAAGAGAUUACUAGCUAACCCUGGUGACUCGGAGUUCAACCGUUUGGCUGUGAAUGUGAAGCUGGUGGCUGAAGUGGAGUUUGUAAUGAAUGUAAGUAAAAGGGACUUUCUGCCCUGUCCAAGAGUUUAUUCUUCUGUAGUUAAGAUCCGUCCUAAAGCUGAAAUUCCGCAUGUGGAUCUUGAUGAAUGGUGGGCUUUUACCAGAACAUGCUUUAGGAAGAAGAAUAAGACAUUGGGUGCAACAUUUAAGCAGAAGAAAAAUCUGUAUGAGCUAUUGAAAUUGUCUAGACUGACUGGUUCUGAUGAACAGAAUGCAGUCACUCCCUCUGGUUCAGAAUCAGAAUUGAAUUUGUUUAGGGAUAAAAUGAUUGCCAUUCUAAAAUCUAGUGGAUUUGGAGAUAAAAGACCUUCUAAGUUGUCUAAUGAAGAGUUGCUUCAUUUGCUCUCUUUGUUCAAUCAAGCUGGGAUAAUUUUCCAUGUUCGAUCAAAACCAAGGAAUACAGGCGAUGAUGAAGCGUUUGCUUCUUCGUGCAGUUCAUUGUAACACAAAUUUGUAGCACUGCUAUACUUCCUUGUUUUUAUUACUGGUC
This is a messenger RNA of Ilex paraguariensis (yerba mate), 1293 nucleotides long. The record is from the annotation of a GenBank genome assembly. Lineage: Eukaryota; Viridiplantae; Streptophyta; Magnoliopsida; Aquifoliales; Aquifoliaceae.